Toxotes jaculatrix (banded archerfish) is the source of this 5744-nucleotide messenger RNA. RefSeq names its product LON peptidase N-terminal domain and ring finger 2 (gene lonrf2). Gene Ontology annotation, molecular function: protein binding. The transcript has 12 exons. The record is from RefSeq and is a predicted model, not a curated record. Lineage: Eukaryota; Metazoa; Chordata; Actinopteri; Toxotidae. Bases 989 to 3337 code for a protein of 782 amino acids.
AGCGACAACCUUUAGCUGCUGGAGCUAGCUGGCUAGCGACCAAGAUGGAGUACACUAGUAAAAGCUUUGUUUCCAUCGGGGUUUCUUUAACCUUUUUCAAGAGGAGGACAUGACAUCCGGAUGCGUUAAGGUGUACAAGUUUUGGGACAUCGGGUCGAAUAGAGUUCGUUUGUGGGGUUCGACGCCAGUUAAACCGCUGUAACGUAAGCUAGCUGUAUCGGCUUCACGGCUCCCGAGGUCUCUUAUAUAAAAACAACGGCUGCGUUCACCUGAGCAAAGACGGGUCUGGGGGUCUGUAGCCAAACUAUGUACAAUUUAUCCCCCACUUCCACGAACUGUCAACUAUUUUAAAACCUAAACUUGGCCUUUGUUGAGUUUAUAGAGUAUCUUAACGGCAAGUUAGCGCGGUAGACCAAUUGGAAAUUAAGCUUCUUAUUUGCUAACGUUAAGCUCGGAGGAUUUUACCCUCUGGCUGCCGACUAAACAUAAAAAUGCCGUAGGGUUGUUUUCCUUCUCUUCCAAAAGCAACGUUAUGAGGAAAGUUUCUGUUUGUGGCCGACAGACGUUAUUGGACCGCCUCCUUACUGCGAAGUGGGCGACAGAGGUUUGAUAAGCGGAAAGCUUCGUUAGUAAAUAACACCGACCUUCCACCUCCUAGAAGCCAUAGCCGGUGUUUGCAUUGAACCCCUGCUACCCUGCUAACUUCAUUUGCUGUUGGGUGUUUGGGGGACUUUGACAUCGACCAGCAAUGUUACACAGACAUCCUAUUUUAUCGGGGUUGAGGUCGUCUGACUCGGAAUUAGUUCUAACCUACUUCCAAUGGCCAGCAGUCGGAGGUUUGGUUUGAGAGCGAGAUGUUAAAUGGUCGUAAGCCUUACUUUAGGAGUAUGAUUUCUGAGCACCGUGGGGUGUUAGGUCUGCUUUUGCCAGACUGUCAGUGACCCUCUUCGAAAGUCUUAGUAUCUGCUUUUCCCCUUGGGAGAAGAAGAUGGAGACUGGAGUACGGUCUCACCAGGGCGAGUUGUUCGUCCACCCACUCUCCAACCCCGGGGCUGCGGGGAUCUGCCCCGAAAUGCUGGAGGUGGCAGAGGAGGCCAACCGGGCUGGGGACUUUAGCCUGGCCGUGGAGAUAUAUAGUUCCCAGCUUGCAGACCUCCAACAGCCGGACAGGGGUUUGUGUCUACGGAAGGCUGACUCCCUGGCCCGCGCGGGACGGAUUUCUGAGGCACUGGACUCGUACUGCACAGCGGCCAGCCUUGGUAAACUGCGUCCGGAGGAGCUUCCCCUCCUGGUGGAAACCAUCGCCCGUACUCUCCGUGAGAAAGAGCUGGGCAUCACCGGGACUUUAAGUCAUGGUAAAAACAGGAGCAGCAGCAGUAGCAGCGGGGAAGAUGGGGAUGAAAGUAAUGGGGAGUGUGAAGAGGAUGAAGCCCUGGACUUGUUCUCUUGUCGCCUCUGCAAGUGUCUGCUCCAUGAGCCCACAACCGUGGAGUGCGGGCAUACUUUCUGCAAACGCUGCUUAGAGGACGAAACUGUCAAGGACUGUUUACAAUGCAAACAAAAGUUGAUCAAAAAAGAUGGUCUGCCAAACGGCCGAAGAUCAAACGUAGUCCUCAGCGGCCUGUUGGAUAAACUGUUUGCCACUGAGAGUAAAGCUAGGAAAUUCUGGGUCGAAGGAGAGGUUUUGUGGAAAAAACAGAACCUCUCGGAUGCCUUGGAGAAGUAUAAUGCAGCCGUGGAUCUAGUGCCCUCUUCAGGCAGACUGCUGUGUCAACGGGCUGAGUUGCACAUGGAGAUGAGGAACUUCAGCCAGGCACUGCAGGAUGCCAACAGUCUCUGUAGAAUAAAACCUCUUUGGACAAAGGCUCACUAUCUGAAAGCCACAGCGCUGAGUAAAGCAGGCCGGAAUGAUGAGGCCUUGCAGGAGUACUUCCUGUGUGUCGCGCUAAAGCCUGACUGGACCAAAGUCAAACUGGAGGCUCAGAAGGUCCUUAGCGAGCUGUUCUCCUCUGUGUUUGAGAACGAGGACCUGCCAACACCGCUGCAUCCUCUGCAGGGAGGGUUGGCCACCCGCCUCAUCAAACCCCCUGCCUUGCUUAGGUCCCUGAGGCCGCUCACACAACCACCGGGCUCCUCCUCACAGGACUCAGAGUUCAGUAUGGCCAAAAGCGCGCCAGUGGACAACCCGUGUGCCAGACUGUCUGUUCUGACGCCUGCUAAAUCGGACCCCGCUGCAGGGGAGGGCAGCACAAAGAGCCUGGCCAAAGUUCUGGCUGCUCUGCCCGCGCCCCCUGGUGGCCUUAAGAGGAAGCACAGCAGUGAUGGAGCCUCAGCAACCUCGAACCCCCCCUCCAAACUCCUCAGACCUGAUGAGGCGAGCGGCUUUCAGACGGUCUCGGUGUGCGGAGGGAGGAUGGUUCCUGCUGAACUGUUGGACAGUGGAGACAUGGAGUGCUCACUCUGCAUGAGAUUGUUCUAUGAGCCUGUGGCCACUCCCUGCGGACACACCUUCUGCCUCAAAUGUCUGGAGCGCUGCCUGGACCACAACCCCAACUGUCCUCUGUGCAAGGAGAAUCUGUCUGAGUAUCUGGCCACCAGGGGUUACAACAAGACCCUGCUGAUGGAAGAAGUGCUGCAACGUUACCUAGGAGACGAGCUGGCAGAGAGGAAGAAAAUCCAUGAAGAGGAGAUGAAGGAGUUGUCCAACUUGAACCAGGAAGUGCCCAUCUUUGUGUGCACCAUGGCCUUCCCCACCAUCCCCUGCCCGCUGCACGUGUUUGAGCCACGGUAUCGCCUCAUGAUCCGCCGCUCCAUGGAGACUGGUACCAAGCAGUUCGGCAUGUGCAUCGCUGAUGAGCUCAAAGGUUUUGCUGACUAUGGCUGCAUGCUGCAGGUGCGAGAUGUGAAGUUCUUUCCUGACGGACGUUCAGUGGUCGACACCAUCGGUGUGUCACGGUUCAAGGUCCUCAGCCACGGCCAGAGAGACGGCUACAACACCGCCAAGAUAGAGUACCUGGAAGACAAGAAGGUGGAGGGGGAGGAGCUGGUGGAGCUUCUGAAGCUCCACGACUCGGUGUAUGACCAGGCCAACAGCUGGUUCACGUCGCUCAAAGACAACAUGAAGAGCCAGAUACUCAGCCACUUCGGACACCUUCCCAGCAAAGACCCCGACCCACAGGCCAGUCCCAGUGGUCCGGCCUGGUGCUGGUGGCUGCUUGCUGUCCUUCCGCUGGAGAAUCGAGCCCAGCUCACCAUCCUGGCCAUGACCUCCCUCAAGGAUCGCCUCAUUGCCAUCCGCAGGGUCCUCAUCUUCGUCACUCGCAAGAGGCCGCGAUGACUGCCCAGCCGCUCGGGAGACAGACCGUAAACGCUCGGGCUUCUAUGCAGUUCAGCACUUUUUUUGGUCAUUCAGUCCCUCGUUGAUUGACUCAUUCACUCGUUUAUACAUCGAUUAAUUCAUUUCUUUCACUCGUCUGCUUCUACAUCAGUUCAUUGUCUCAGAUGCUCAUGAACUUCUUCCUGUGCCAUGCAGCCUUUCUGAGCACAUACGUCUGUUCUGUUAAGUGUCAGGUGGGUUGGGAUGCUGGAAUGAGGGCAUUCCCUUCUCUUCUGUCUAUCUGUUCAUCCAGCCAUCCCCCCCACCAACAACUUGAUUGACUAAAUUAACCUACAACACUCUUUUGAACGAGUGACCUCUCACCUCUUGUUCUUUGUUAAGUCUGAGGUAGAAGCAGUCCGGCUGAGCCGUGUCACUUCCAUUUAGGUUGCGUCUGGGUGAUUUGACUCCGUUAUGAAGGAACAAAAACCCGUUAUCACAAAGGCAGUGUGAGCAGGAAAGGAUCAGGUUCAAGAGGAAUUCGUUUUUCCUGCAUACACAAAACAGUAUUUCACAUAAGCUCAGAGAGAAGGUGGCCUGUCACAGAGCCGGGUGGCCUCCCGCAUCCACAGCCGUGACAGCUUGUACAGGUACGGAAUCAAAACAAAAACUCACUUACUGAAAUAUGAAGCAAAAACAAAAGCAUGACGGUAACACACAAAAGUGAAUGUACUGGUCUGGGUGUAGUAUGUGGAUGUCUUUCCUUAUUUUUUAUUUUUUUUUUCUCCGUACUACAUUUAUAGUCUGUUCGGUGAGGGGUGAGGUGCACGAGGUCAUAUCCCUGUAUGUGCACCAGCUGCUUGCAUCAGCUGCUUCACUUGAAAUCUUCCUGACUGAGCCAAAACUCAUGUGAGCAAAAACCUGGAACGUUCUCUUUGCUGCCUCACUCAGCAGUGGGCAUGUACCUCAGACUGUCCGAGAGAAAGGAAUGGGCCCCUUGAGAGUCAGUGUGUAUCAAGAUAGGACUGUGAUUAUGCCCAUGCUCACACUAACAACCACAGUGAGAACAAGUGCAACUCUACAGCAACUCUACAGCGACAUGCUUUACUUGUUUAGAAAGAAGAGUUAACAUAUGAUUGAGGAGUAGACGUAAGUCGGGCUAUCACUAAAGUUCUGUUUGCAUUUAGGAAAAUGCAGAUUCAAAUGAUCCUCCCAGAUACGUGUGGUCUGGAACUGUUGUGUCCUAUUGUAGCAUAUCUCUGGGACUUCAAAUACAGACUUAGCUAUAGAGGUUUUUGUUUCUCUCUCUGCUAUGCCCUUAAAUGUAUGUGUAUGGUGAAAUUUUAUGUUGGGUGAUUUAUAUGUAUAUCAGUGUAACUCGGAGGCCUUUUUUAACGUUUUAUUUAAGAAACACUUCGACCUCUCUCUCUCUUUCAAUCUCUUUCUCUCUGUCAGUACAUUUACAUGCACACUGUAAUGCAAUUCCUGUGCUUAAAGUUGCCCUGUGGAGUUUUCUUGUAAACUAACAGUUAUGUUUAUAAUCAGUGUUUCUCACCAAAACACAUUGUGUGUAUCCUUGAGUCCUGACAAAUGUGCUGAAUGGUUUUCCUUUCUCAUCAAUCAUUUGCAAAGUGGAUUAUUUUGAAAAAUAUUUUUGAACUUCCACUAUUUGGUCUCUCUUUCUCUGCCUUUACUGCUGCCAUGUUGUGCACUUUGGUGAAACCAGGGGCACUAUUGGUGGUCAAAAAGUAAACUGGAUACUUGGAACAAAAUCGGUUAAAUGUUAUGUGGUGAUUACAGGUACCAUGUAGAAUUUUUUGACCAUGUGUUAAACAUGUCAGGAAACAUAACAAUUCGCCAAAAAUUGCAGAGAGGAAGAAGAUUUGUAGUUGAUGUAAACAUGGAUGUAAACAAUGCUUCAAAGGUUUCAAAAUAUUCAAACCAUCAGCUUUGCAAAUGUUUUGGCAAAUGAGGCUUCAGUUUGUUUUGGUGUGAAACUGAAUGUAAUCCUAACUGUGUUUGUUAAGAAGAAUAUUCUCCAGCGUAUCUUUUAAUGUCUGGAAGGAUGGAUGGUGAGGGAAAUGUUGAUGGUUUAAAUUGAACGAUCUCUGUAGGUCAUAAAAUGAAAUCAAGUACAAGCUACGGAAACUCCCAAGAGCGAAGACCAGUCUUCAUCACAUUACGCUUAACUUUAAGCUGGUUAAGUUGUUUGCAUAGAACAGCAGUGGAUGUGAUUGCAUUAUUAGCAUGCAUGCAAAUGCACUGCUUCUCUGUAUAAUUUGGUCCUUCCAAAAGUUUGUGACUCCACUGCAGUCGCUGGCUCUCCGUACGGGAGCUGUGUUCACAAUGUGCUGCAUUUCCCUGGUAUAUUUGUAAAGGGAGCUCUUAUACCUAUUUUUUAUUGCAAAUAAAGAAAAACACAUCCUUA